GGGCGUGCGGUGUGGCGAGCGGCCGCGGCGGGCGACGUGCGCGCGGCGCGCAUCCUCUGCGGGGGCGGCCGGCAGUGGCAGCCAGGGUCCGACGGGACGCCUCCGCUGGUGGAGGCGCUGAGGAGGAGGCCGCUUCACAAGCUCAACCUGCUGCUGCGACAGGUCGUCCACGGCACGGGCCCCGACCCGGAGCGGUUGCGGCCCCUGGCGCACGGCGCGGCCGCGCGUUGGGAGCGCGAGGCCGCCCGGAACACGCUGCAGGGCGCCACCUUUGCGCGCCGCGCGGAGCGCGGCCAGCUGCGGGGGCUGAGCGCGCGGGCGCUGGCCGGGCUGCUCGCGGCGGGGCCCGGGGAGGU
This is a messenger RNA of Prorocentrum cordatum, 356 nucleotides long. The record is from the annotation of a GenBank genome assembly. Lineage: Eukaryota; Dinophyceae; Prorocentrales; Prorocentraceae.